UUGACGUUUUCACCAUAGUGGUAAAGUGUUCAAAGCAAUAUACAAAAGUAUUUAUUCCAUGCGGACUGCCAGGGUUUGAAAAAAGUUCUUCGUUUGAUUGUAUUUAGGUACAAAAAUGCAAAAGAAGGAUAUAAAUCCGUUUGCCAUGUUAGGCCUAAGGCCUUGGUUAACGAAACAACUUCAAAAAUUGGGGCUUAAAACUGCCACACCAAUCCAGCAAAGCUGUGUUCCAGCAAUACUUGCCGGCCUUGACUGCGUUGGAGCUGCUAAAACGGGGUCUGGUAAAACAUUUGCAUUUGCAUUACCCAUUCUCGAAAGAUUAAGUGAAGAACCGACCAGUCAUUUCGCGUUAGUGUUGACACCAACGCACGAGCUUGCUUAUCAAAUUUCGGAGCAAUUCUUAAUUGCUGGUCAACCGAUGGGUGUGCGUGUAUGCGUUGUCUCUGGAGGCACAGAUCAAAUUAUUGAAAGUCAAAAACUAACACAACGCCCACACAUUGUUGUUGCCAUGCCUGGACGUCUAGCUGACCACUUAACUGGCUGUGAUACUUUUUCCUUUGAUAAUCUCAAAUAUUUAGUUGUUGACGAAGCCGAUCGUAUGCUGAAUGGAGAUUUUGAUGAAAGUUUGGCCGCAAUCGAACGUUGCUUACCCAAAGAUCGCCAAAAUCUUUUUUUCUCAGCCACAAUGAAGGAUUUUAUUAAGGAAUCGAGUAUAUUUCCCAUCGCAAAGGAUUGUUUUGAAUGGUCGGAAGAGUCUGAGGUUGCAACAGUGGAUACACUUGAUCAGCGUUACAUGUUAUGUGCAGAUUAUGAUCGGGAUAUGGUUUUAAUAGAAGCACUGAGAAAAUAUCAAGAAGAAAAUGAAAACACGAAUUCAAUAAUUUUUACUAACACAAAAAAAUACUGUCAGUUGCUGUCUAUGACCCUAAAUAGCAUGGGUAUAGAUAACGUCUGCUUACAUGGUUUCAUGCGGCAGAAGGAGAGAGUUAUCGCCUUACAUCGUUUUAAAUCCAAUCAUGUACGUACGCUUAUUGCUACCGACGUCGCUGCGCGUGGUCUUGACAUACCAAGUGUACAUUUGGUAAUUAACCAUCGCUUACCACGCACACCAAAAGAAUAUAUACAUCGCGUUGGGCGUACAGCCCGUGCUGGUCGGAAAGGAGUAGCAAUAUCUAUAUUCCGAUUUCCGCGCGACUUGGAGUUGCUCGACGAAAUUGAAGCAGCAAUUAACACAAAAUUGACGGAACAUCCAAUCGAUCAACGAAUGGUGGAGCGAAUUUUUAUGCAAGUAAAUGUAACACGGCGGGAGUCAGAAAUACAUUUAGAUAACAAUGAUUUUGAAGAACGCGCUCAAAAUUAUAGGCGUAAACAGUGGAUUUUGGAAGGCAAAGAUCCUGAUGAAAUGGAAAAAGCUUUUAAUAAAAACCAACGAGAUAAAUUGCGUGAGUUUCGGCGCCAACGCAAAGAACGUCAAAAGGAAUGGUCUGAAAAAGAGGCAAAGUUUACACAAGAAGAACGUUUCAAAAAAAUCGAUGUUAAACAAUUUCAAAAACGUAAAAAAACAAAAUUGGGAAAUAGUAAUAAUGACACAGAUAUAAAUUACACUGGAACUUCUGUUAAAUUAAAUAACAUAUCAAAUUUUGAUAUCAAAUCAAAAAAAAUUAAUAAACAUAAACCCAAAGUGAAUGUAAAGCAUAUUAGAAAUAAAACAAGAAACUAAAGAAUUUAAAAUGGUUA
Molecule: messenger RNA, 1737 nt
Organism: Zeugodacus cucurbitae (melon fly)
Lineage: Eukaryota; Metazoa; Arthropoda; Insecta; Diptera; Tephritidae
Gene: Dbp45A
Product: probable ATP-dependent RNA helicase Dbp45A
Exons: 7
Coding region: 116-1720 (534 amino acids)
Molecular function (GO): nucleic acid binding; RNA helicase activity; ATP binding
Source: RefSeq, a predicted model, not a curated record